ACCCUGGCUAGCCUCCACCACCGCCGAACGGAGUGAGCCACUGCCGCCGUCCGUGGUUUUCCGAGGCUUCUCUUUUCGUCCUGUCGGCGUUCUCCAAGUCCAACCCCCUGUUCGCUCUCUUCUUCCUCGCUCGGCGUCCAUCGUCUUCGUCCUGCUCGCCGUCGUCUCGUCGCUCUCAACCGCUCUCCGUCGUCCUGCUCUCCGUCGCGCUCAACCCCUCUCGAAGAUGAUUGAUGAUCAAGAUCUUGGUUUCUUUGCCAAUUUCCUUGGCAUCUUCAUCUUUGUACUGGUGAUAGCUUACCAUUUUGUUAUGGCUGAUCCAAAGUAUGAAAGAAACUAGGGUACUAUGUGGUUGUGAUUUUCAUGUUGUAGACUUACUAUUUUUCUAAUGGAAGUUAAGUUGAUAUAGAAAGGAACUUCAUUUUGAGCAUGUGAUGUGAGUUUACUGCUGUAUCUUAUCAAAGACUUCGUUGACACUAGAUGAAUAUUUUGUUCAGAAACCACUUUGAAUGAUUAUUGAUUAGCUCUGCUCACUGCUGCCGUGCUCGUUCUUCUCUGCUCACUGCUAGUACUCUGAAUGUCACUACAUUUUGUGCUUUUGGUAUUGUUUUUAAUCCAAUGAAGGAAUAGAUGAAUUGAAUUAACUCGAUUAACUAGAUGAGUAGAUGAUCGUUUUUUCUUAUUGUUUGGUUAAUUCAAUGUUUUUUUUUAAGUUUUU
This is a messenger RNA of Arachis duranensis, 718 nucleotides long. Its product is annotated as dolichyl-diphosphooligosaccharide--protein glycosyltransferase subunit 4C. NCBI's taxonomy places the organism in Eukaryota, Viridiplantae, Streptophyta, Magnoliopsida, Fabales, Fabaceae. The transcript is spliced from 2 exons. Bases 227 to 340 code for a protein of 37 amino acids. The record is from RefSeq and is a predicted model, not a curated record.